AUGUGUGCUCCCGAUAAGCCCUAUCACCAAUAUUGCCGGAAACAUGGAAAGGCCAUUAAAUCGACCACCACCUCAGUUGAAAGUCGGAGCUGCUGGAGAACGGACAAGAAAAUGACAGACCACAGAUGGAUGCACUUUAGCCACGGCAGCGUGCCGCCAAACGCCGUGGUGGCCGGUCACGAUUCGGACGGGGACACCAUCUACGUGGGCCGCGCCUUCUUCCACAACGACAUGCUGCCGGCGAAGGUGAUCCCCAACAAGGGCAAGGCCUACGUGGCCUACGCCCGGGAGGAGCACGAGCUGGAGAACUACGAGGUGCUCUCCGGAUACAACUACGAGUGGCUGCCGGCGGAGAACGGCGAGGUGCCGCCGAGCGCCGUCAAGGUGGGUCGCAAUGUGGACGGGGAGUACCUGUACGCGGGCAGGGGCUACCAUGCCGGCAGCCUGACCAUGGGCAAGGUGCAUCCCUCCCAUGGCUGCCUGUACAUCCCCUACGACUCCGAUGAGGUGAAGAUCUUUGGCUACGAGGUGCUCAGCCAGCCGGAGCGUUGGAUCGACACCACAGCAACGGAUAUCCCUGAUGGCGCUCUGGUGGCGGGACACGAUUCGAAUGGGGACACCAUCUACGUGGGCAGGGUCUUCCGGAACGGGGAUCUGCUGCCCGCCAAGGUGGUGCCGGCGAAGGGCAAGGCCUAUGCCGCCUACGCCCAGGCGGAGCACGAGCUCACCGAUGUCCAGGUGCUCACCGGAUCGGGCUUCCGAUGGGUGCCGGCCUCCCAUGGCAACGUGGCUCCCGGAGCCCUGUCCUCCGGCCCGAAUGUGGACGGGGAGCCGCUCUACGUCGGCAGGGCCAUCUACUGCGACAGCCUGAGUGUGGGCAAGAUCCAUCCCUCGCACGGCUGCAUCUACAUCCCCUUCGGCGGCGAGGAGGUGCGUCUGGAGAACUACGAGGUUCUGGUGAGGAUCUGAGCGGGCACAUAACCGUCCUUCCUUUUUUUUCAAUUAUUUUUUUGUACCCCAGAAUAAACAUAUAUCAAAAAUCGCAAAAAAAAAAAAAGAAAAGCCAUUUUGACAAAACAAACAAACGUUUAUUUUCAUAAAGAAAACCAAUCUACCUCCAUUAUAAAUAUAAAAAAAAUAAUAUCAAAACUAAUAUCAAACAUUUUUGUACACAAAUGAAAAUGUUGUUGGUUGAAUAUACCAACUUUAUGAGUUAUUUACAGUGUUUUCACGGUAACAAGAAAUUUGUUGUUGCAGUUUGUUUGGUUCUAACUAGAACUAAUCACAUAAGUUAUUAAAAUAGCUUGGUUUGGAUUUGUUUGGUAUUAAGUAUGUUAUUUAACAUUUUUGUAAUUUUUUGAAAUUAAACAUUUUUGUCUCGAACAUUUGCGUACUGUAAUCAUCACUAGAAAAAAAUGUCAAAAUGGUAAAAUUUCGGCAAAACGGUAACUU
Messenger RNA from Drosophila subpulchrella, 1452 nucleotides. RefSeq lists its product as uncharacterized. The record is from RefSeq and is a predicted model, not a curated record. Bases 1 to 969 code for a protein of 322 amino acids. The transcript has 2 exons. NCBI's taxonomy places the organism in Eukaryota, Metazoa, Arthropoda, Insecta, Diptera, Drosophilidae.